Molecule: messenger RNA, 1719 nt
Organism: Candidozyma auris
Lineage: Eukaryota; Fungi; Ascomycota; Pichiomycetes; Serinales; Metschnikowiaceae
Product: nucleobase:cation symporter-2 family protein
Exons: 1
Coding region: 1-1719 (572 amino acids)
Biological process (GO): transmembrane transport; xanthine transport
Cellular component (GO): fungal-type vacuole; membrane
Molecular function (GO): xanthine transmembrane transporter activity
Source: RefSeq, a predicted model, not a curated record
AUGGGUAAAUUGAAGACCUUGGGAAAGCGCUUCUGGCGCAAGUGGACAACCCGUGAGGGCUUGCUUGGCGACUACGACUAUGGCUACCUCUUUAUCCCAGAUAUGCCCUUCAAGAAGGGACAGCCCAAAACACAGCCGUUCUUCGGCUUGAAUUCCAGUAUGCCUCUUGUUCUAGGCAUGAUAUUGGGCUUGCAACACUCCUUGGCCAUGCUUGCUGGUGUUAUCACCCCGCCCAUGUUGAUUUCUACCGCCGCCAACUUGAGCAACGAGAUCAGAGAGUACCUCAUCUCCACGUCGUUGAUUGUCGCUGGCUCCUUGUCUUGUAUUCAGAUUACUCGUUUCCACAUCUACAAGACUCCCUACUAUAUCGGCACAGGCUUGCUUUCCGUGGUGGGCACGUCGUUUGCGACCAUCACUAUUUGCACCAAGGCCAUGCCCUUGAUGUACAAGACCGGCCUAUGCCCAAUGGACGGCGACAAGGAGCUACCUUGCCCAGAUGGAUACGGCCGCAUCAUUGCCACAGGCACAGUGUGUGCAUUGCUUGAAAUACUCUUAUCGUUUGCGCCCUCCAAAGUGUUGCAGAGGGUGUUUCCUCCGCUUGUCACUGGCCCCGUGGUGCUUCUCAUUGGUACCCAUUUAGUUGAAACUGGCUUUCAAAAUUGGAUGGGCGGCUCCAACUGUGUAGGUGAAAUGUGUGGAACGGCGAAGAAGUUACAGUGGGGGCUGGCAGAGUAUCUUGGUUUAGGAUUCUCUGUUUAUGCUACCAUCGUUUUAUCUGAGCGUUUCGGCUCUCCUAUCAUGAAAUCUUGUGCUGUGAUCAUGGGUUUGCUUGUUGGGUGUAUCAUUGCUGCCGCUUGUGGCUACUUUUCUUCCGAAAACAUCGACAGCGCCCCAGUGGCUACCUUCCCAUGGGUGCACACAUUCAAGCUCCAGGUGUACGGUCCAGCUGUGUUGCCAUUUUUUGCGGGUUAUAUUGUUCUCAUCAUGGAAGCCAUUGGUGACAUCACGGUCACUUGUGAUGUAUCCAGGCUAGAGGUGGAGGGGGAAAUGUACGAGUCAAGAAUCCAGGGCGGUGUUCUCGCUGAUGGGGUCAAUUCUGUCAUUGCUGGGCUCAUGACUAUGACUCCAGUGUCCACAUUUGCCCAGAAUAAUGGUGUUAUUUCGGUCACAAAGUGUGCAAACAGAAAAGUCGGCUACUGGUGUGCGUUCUUCCUUAUCAUCAUGGGCAUCUUUGCAAAAUUCGCUGCUGCAAUUGUCUCCAUCCCCAGCACAGUUCUCGGGGGUAUGACAUGCUUUUUGUUCUCCUCAGUGACGGUCUCAGGAAUUAAAAUUAUUUCCACCACAGAACUUACCAGAAGAGACAGGUUUGUGUUGACGGCUGCGUUGGUUCCUGGUAUCGGUUCUGUUUUGGUUCCCAACUGGUUCGACAAUGUCUUCACAUACUCUGGUGGCAACACUGCCUUGAUGGGAUUCUUCGAUGUCAUCACCUUAGUUAUGGAAACAGGUUUUGCCAUAACCGGAUUUGUUGGUCUCAUUCUUAACUUGAUAAUUCCACAGGUGGACGAGGAAAUGGAGGAGAUCAACGAGGUCGUAUUAGAGACGGUGGGCUCGGCAACGCAAGAGGCCUUGGAGGUGUACAAGUCCAGAGAGCAGAUCUUUGUUAACAGCAAGAACGAUGAAGGCGGCAACCUGAGCUCGAGCCAGAUUAACGUCAAAUGA